This is a messenger RNA of Arabidopsis lyrata subsp. lyrata, 2011 nucleotides long. RefSeq names its product transcription factor VOZ1. The coding region runs from base 143 to 1603 and encodes 486 amino acids. Lineage: Eukaryota; Viridiplantae; Streptophyta; Magnoliopsida; Brassicales; Brassicaceae. The transcript is spliced from 5 exons. Gene Ontology annotation, biological process: regulation of DNA-templated transcription; positive regulation of long-day photoperiodism, flowering. The record is from RefSeq and is a predicted model, not a curated record.
CAUUUUUUAUUUAUAAUUUUUACUCUCUCUUCCUUUCUUCAUUACUAUUCUUCUUCUUUUUUCCCAUUCAACAAAUUUCUCUUUGCCUUUGUUGUUUGCUACAGAGAAGAAUCUUGUGUGAAGGAAGUUUUUUUGAUUUCUUAUGACGGGGAAGCGAUCAAAGACUAAUUGCAGAUCUGCUUCUCACAAGCUGUUCAAGGAUAAGGCUAAGAACCGUGUUGAUGAUUUGCAAGGCAUGCUUUUGGAUCUUCAGUUUGCGAGGAAAGAGAGUAGGACUACUGAUGUUACUCUUCUUGAGGAGCAAGUGAAUCAGAUGCUUCGUGAGUGGAAGUCUGAGCUCAACGAGCCCUCUCCUGCUUCUUCUUUGCAACAAGGUGGUACUCUGGGGUCUUUCUCAUCAGACAUUUGUCGGCUGCUGCAGCUCUGUGAUGAGGAAGAUGAUGCUACCAGCAAAUUAGCUGCACCCAAGCCCGAGCCUGCUGAUCAGAAUCUUGAAGCUGGAAAAGCUGCUGUCUUCCAAAGGGGAUACAAUUUGGUUCAGGGGAAGUCAGAACAUGGAUUACCAUUGGUUGAUCAUUGCAAAGAUUUGUCCUUAGCAGCUGGUAACAAUUUCGAUGGAACGGCUCCUUUGGAAUAUCAUCAGCAGUUUGAUCUGCAACAAGAGUUUGAACCAAACUUCAAUGGUGGUUUCAACAAUUGUCCCAGUUAUGGUGUAGUGGAGGGUCCUAUACAUAUCUCUAAUUUUAUCCCGACUAUUUGUCCUCCACCCUCUGCAUUCUUGGGUCCAAAAUGUGCUCUUUGGGAUUGCCCUAGGCCAGCUCAAGGAUUCGAUUGGUUCCAGGAUUACUGCAGCAGCUUCCACGCUGCACUGGCUUUCAAUGAAGGGCCACCAGGUAUGAAUCCGGUGGUGCGUCCUGGAGGUAUCGGCCUAAAAGACGGUCUGCUUUUUGCUGCUCUUAGCGCAAAGGCUGGAGGGAAAGACGUUGGUAUUCCCGAAUGUGAAGGAGCUGCAACUGCUAAAUCUCCAUGGAAUGCUCCAGAGCUCUUUGAUCUCACGGUUCUAGAGAGUGAGACACUAAGGGAGUGGCUAUUCUUUGACAAGCCAAGGAGGGCCUUUGAGAGCGGGAACAGGAAGCAAAGAUCUUUACCAGACUACAAUGGUCGCGGUUGGCACGAGUCACGCAAACAGAUCAUGAUCGAGUUUGGAGGGCUGAAGAGAUCUUACUACAUGGAUCCACAGCCUCUGCACCAUUUCGAAUGGCAUCUUUACGAAUAUGAGAUCAACAAGUGCGAUGCUUGUGCCUUGUACAGGCUCGAGCUCAAGCUUGUUGACGGGAAGAAGAAUUCAAAAGGCAAGGUUUCAAACGACUCUGUGGCUGAUCUACAGAAGCAGAUGGGAAGACUCACAGCUGAGUUCCCUCCAGAGAACAAUACCAAUAACACCAACAACAACAACAAACGCUGCAUCAAAGGAAAACCAAAAGUGAGCUCAAAAGUCGCCACCGGGAAUGUUCAGAACACAGUAGAGCAGGCAAAUGACUAUGGAGUAGGUGAAGAGUUUAACUAUCUCGUCGGAAAUCUAAGCGACUAUUAUAUCCCCUGAGAAGAAAAUGAAAAAAUCAGGUUUGAAAAGCUGUUGCUUACCAUUUAACUACAGCAGCAGAAGAAGCUUCUACAUACCGUAGGGCAAAGUAAUGGAUUUUCAUGACUCGUAUAUUUCUUUUCUUAUAUUAUAGUUCUCUCUAUCUAUGGAGAUUGUGUAUAUAUAACAAGAAGGGGAUGCUGAAGACUGUCCUGGAGUUAGGAAAAGUAAAUGUGACAAAGGAGACUGCUUUUUAAGAUUCAGUCUUUGGAGGUGAAGACAUAUUUACUGACAUUCCGGUUUAUAUAUUUUGAUGCAUUUUCGACUCUCUUCUGCGAUAUAAUGCAGAUGACAAAUUAUGUAACCGAUGCGGAAUACAGUUUGAGUAUCAGUGUUGUUCAAUGAGAUCAUAGAUCGUGAUCUUCCUUA